ACAUCUAUCUGCUGGCUAACAUCAGCUAACAGAAACAACACCCUCAACAUCUUUUGUAGAGAGAGUAUCGACAAAGUGUCCCGUGCGUCGCGUAGUGCGUCCCCGUAGUAUCUACUAUUACUACUAUUUACAAAAUAUAGUAUGAUCAUCGAUUGAUGGAUUCACUAUUGCAGUACGGUGGUGAUCUGAUAAGCAAUCACCCGCUGACGGAGAUGGCCUACACCGAUCCGAACAACAACGACGAAUUCGAAACGAACAUCGCAUCGCCCUCGAAGGAGGACAAGUACUCGCUGCGCCCCAGGUCCGUGCGUAGGGUGACAGAAGUGGCGACAAAGCCGGAGUCGGCGCCCGUCCAGAAAGUCAAGAACCACAAGCCCAAGCAGAAGCCGGCGCCGUUGAGCAAGUACAGACGCAAGACUGCAAACGCUCGCGAACGCAACCGGAUGAGGGAGAUCAACCAGGCCUUCGAGACGCUCCGGAGGGUCAUCCCGCAGAUGGCAUCGACGCAAGCCGCAGCAGCCACCGCCGCCAACGAGAAGCUCACUAAGAUCACGACCCUUCGACUGGCCAUGAAGUACAUUUCUUCGCUAAGCGCGGCCCUCAACGAUCCCGGAAACGUGAGCGGUUUCAUCGAGUCGGCCUUCUCUGAUUGCAGCGACCUGGACUGCCUUCUUCUCGAAUCCGACGGGGAAUCCCUGCCGCUCUCUGACCAUUCAUCCCUCCUAGCAUCCCCCGACUUCCCAGAACCGUCGCUCUCGCCCGUAGAUUUCGGUGAUCCCAGCACCCUUCCCAACUUCCUCCACUCGGACUUCUCCGACCACGGCUUAGAACAAUCGGACUUCAGUGACUUCCUCCUCACGUAACACCCAGUGCAGCGCUAAAACAAUUACACACCUUGUAAAUAAUCCCCCAAAACGAACGCACGAACUGAAUCUGAAACGCAUCUUGCCUUAGUGAUUGUAUAAUAUGGAGAAAAACAAGAUUUUAUUAUUAUUAUUUUUUUAAUUGUCAGUGUUUC
Nicrophorus vespilloides is the source of this 1018-nucleotide messenger RNA. RefSeq names its product helix-loop-helix protein delilah-like. The coding region runs from base 156 to 863 and encodes 235 amino acids. Gene Ontology annotation, molecular function: protein dimerization activity. The record is from RefSeq and is a predicted model, not a curated record. Lineage: Eukaryota; Metazoa; Arthropoda; Insecta; Coleoptera; Silphidae. The transcript has a single exon.